UUGUACAAUAAGUGUCCAAGCACAUGCUUGGUAGAUAAUCGACAUCGUAUGAUAGCGGGUAAAGUCUAAACUCUUUACCUCUACGCCCCUCUCUCGGUUUUGUUCAUUGAAUGAAAAUGACAGAUUAUACAACAUUAGCUGGACUAUUAUUCGUUUUAUGUGUUCCGGGAGCGUUAUCAGAUAACUUGUGUGACGACGGAUGGCUGCCGUACGGAAGCAACUGCUACAAAUUCGAUACCACGAAGAGAGUGUCUGUGGCUAGCGCGCAGGCGGAGUGUAGCAAUCUCGGGGCGAAUUUGUUGCGAAUUCACUCCUCCGAUGAACUGACCUGGAUCACAACCACAGCAAAAGCGUCUUUUCCAAGCGCCGGAUUUUGGACAGAUCUCAACGACAACCCGAAGACAUCCCUAACAAAGCUUGGUACGGGCAAAUGGCAAUGGGGGAUGUUCGAAACGGUAGACAUGUCUUUGCUCCAAUGGGGUACCUCGCCAGUAAACGACGGGGUUGCAAACUGCGCAGGCAUGAACAUCCUUGGUACCCUGUCUGACUUGAACUGUCUUUCUCUACAGGGGUUUAUUUGCAAACUGCCCGGGCAGAGUGGAUGUCCAUUGGGCUGGCUUUCCUACGGUACCGCGUGCUACUGGAUUAGUGACACGACAAAUGCGACGCGCCUUCUGUCGUGGAACGAUGCCAAGUUGUGGUGUGCAGACCCUUCUCGAAGUAACGCAAACGGCGCCCAGCUGAUGUCGGUCGCGGAUCAGAACGAUUUGAACUUCCUAACAAACAACCUGCCGUACCAGACACCGAGUGCGACAGUGUUCUGGAUUGGCUAUACCAGCACGAAUGGUCAAUGGGGCUGGCUUACUGGUUCCACAAGUGCUGUCACAGUUCCAUGGCAGACAGCCCCGAACAAUGUUGCUGGUAUUGAGAACUGCGGUGUUCUACGUAUGACCGGUGUGUUCGAUGACAGGGACUGUUCAUCCAGUUCCAACUUUAUAUGCUACCAGCAGCAGUACAACACCCAAACCGCAGACAAUUUAGGCUGUGGCCAAUGGAUUAGAGGCGGAAAGCUGUGUUACGGUUUCAUCGGCAACUCACAAACUGCCAACUGGCAGGACGCAAGAAGUUACUGCAAGAAGCGAGGCGCAGACCUCGUAAAAAUUGACUCGUACGACAAACAGGCAUGGCUGAGUCAGCAGAUGACGGAUCCCGCCAAUGACGCCAUCUUCUGGACAGGACUUAACGACCAAAAAACCGAGGGAGCGUACGUCUGGGCGGACGGAUCGCCCGCUAAUCAGUCCUAUAUAAAGUGGAACCAAGAACCUAAUAACUACAAGGGCCAAGAGAAUUGCGGGCUGAUAUACACCACGGGUCAAUACAAUGAUCAGACAUGCUCUUUGAAGGCAGCCGCGAUAUGCGAAAUCGACAAUCUUUCGCCGUGCCCUAACAACAGUUGGUAUGCGAACAAUAACAACUGUUAUUUAUUCACUCCGUUCGACCCCAUAUCGUCCCUGAUGAAUCAACAAGAAGCGACGUCGUUUUGCGCAUCAUUGUCGGGGAAAACAAAUAAUGUGGCAGCUCUCCUGUCUGUUGAAACAACGGACGAACACGAUUUUAUCAAGACGACAGUAGGCAGUCCCCAAUUAUCGGCUAACGAGUAUGGAUGGUGGACGUCCUUGACAGACAAGCAGACCGAGGGCUUCUGGAUGUUCGCCACAGGGCCUGUGCUGGACUCGUCGGUAAUAGACUGGACCGGUGAGCCGAGUACCCGCCAGGGCGACAACUGCGGUCUGGUGACAUUUGGAGGCCAGUUCCACGAGAGAGUUUGCUCCCUUAAAAUCCGUUUCAUCUGCGAACGUCUUGCAUACGGUGUUACAUCAGGCUCUGCGCGAGAAUACGCCCUGCAUCAUCGUGUUGCAGCCGUGAUUGUCUCGUUUCUUUCCAUGUUCAUAUUGUCUCCCUCUUUGUGAAAUCGAUAUGACAGUUGCUAUGCAUACGAGUACUGUUUGAGGGAAAACUUCUAACGCACUUUAUCCUUACCAAGCAGUCUAUUUCAUUCAAUCGAUUCAUUGACGUCUCACGUUUAUUCCAUUCAACAACUGAUUCCAGCAUUGAUAUUAUCCAUCCAAUGAAAGGAGGAGAUAUUACCUUAACUGUUUAAAAAGCCAAUUUUUGUUAAUACUACCUUGUGUAUGUUGUACAAAAUAAGUAUUGCAAUAUAUUAACUUCUCUACAAAAAAUACACGUUUUCAUGAUAAUGCAGUAAUGUUGGUGCAUUUGACUGGAAAAUGUAUGUUAUUGAGUUCAUAAUAAUGUUAUCAUUAUUUUUAAUUCAAUUCAUUGUUAUGGACGGAUAUCUAUGAAAAGGGUUUAUUGUAUGUGCGUAAUGUGCCGUCCAAGAUGUGUCUGUGCAGUCUGUGCUUCUUGGCGACACUUCAUGCACAUGCAUUACACCCCCUUUUCACAGAGCACGGUCCAUAUUUAUAGGAUAAAUAAAAGUCUGGAACAUGA
Molecule: messenger RNA, 2511 nt
Organism: Dreissena polymorpha
Lineage: Eukaryota; Metazoa; Mollusca; Bivalvia; Myida; Dreissenidae
Product: macrophage mannose receptor 1-like
Exons: 14
Coding region: 111-1970 (619 amino acids)
Molecular function (GO): signaling receptor activity
Source: RefSeq, a predicted model, not a curated record